This is a messenger RNA of Helianthus annuus (common sunflower), 675 nucleotides long. RefSeq names its product serine-aspartate repeat-containing protein C-like. NCBI's taxonomy places the organism in Eukaryota, Viridiplantae, Streptophyta, Magnoliopsida, Asterales, Asteraceae. The coding region runs from base 1 to 675 and encodes 224 amino acids. The transcript is spliced from 3 exons. The record is from RefSeq and is a predicted model, not a curated record.
AUGGCCAAGAUCUCAGGUGAAUCCUCAUCAAGACAAUUUGAAAAGCAGACUGCUGGAAUUCCAAAAGGAGACAAUACUGCUGACAAAGGUCUGAAAAGCAUUCUGACCUCAGUGGAGCCUGAAAAUGAAAAGAAAUGUGGUCAAGCAGAGGAGCAUGUUUCGAAAGAGGCAUCUGAGAAGGGCAAGGAAAAGGUCCCAGCAGCCGCCAUGAAAGCAGAUUCAUCAAAGGAGAAGGCUGACAAGGACUUGGUAAACAAAUUGAAAAAGAAUAUUUUCGGAAAAUUCCUCACAGAGGAAAUUCCCGAAUUUAUUCCUUCUAGAACAGGUGUGAUAAAUUCGGAAAAGAGUGUCUCUGAAGAUCAUGGCAAUGAAGACUCAAGCAUUACUACCUCAGAAGACGAGCAAGGAUCAGAAAGUUCGAGUGAAGAUCAAUCCACCAAUGAUGAAAGCUUCGAGUGUUCAAGUUCUGAAACCAUUGAAGAUCAAGACUCAGAAAGUCCAAACAAAGAUCAAAGUUGCAAUGAGUCAAGUUACGAAGCAAGUGAAGAGCAAAGCUCAAGUGAGGACAACAUAUCUGAAAGCUCAUCCGAUUCAGACAAUGAUGAAGAACACUCAGAAGAUGAAAGCAGAAAUAAACUUCAGAAAUGGCUCCUCAUGCUCAUGGAAUACAUCUAG